UACUUGUGAGGUGUGUUGACACUUCUUCUCGCCGCGGCCUUACAGAAGAAUGUUUAAAACCCACUCGGGUUUGUCUUUACCGGGACGUUUUGUAUUUAAAUGAUCUUCUUCAUUGAUUAGCACUACUAUUGUGAACAAUUUAACACCGUAACAGCUUAUUCAGGAAACUUUACCUAUUCUAGUGUUAUCUCUUUUCGGAACUGUGCGUGCGCAGGGAGUCCCUUACUGCCACGUUAGGGCGAACCUCUGUCUGGCCAAUAAGAUUGCUCAGGGAUAAAAAAGAGCGCGCUGUCGUCACAGCUGGUUGGGUCGAGUGACAAAACAUUUCGUUUGCAUUAGAGUUAGUUAUACAGGUGAGGAUCGUACACCGGUGUGGAUGUGUGCCUCACUGUGACACUACACUAAACCAGCAUGGCUGCCUCUCACCUUCUCAUAUGUUUCUGUGUGACGGCAGGAAAGAACGGAGAAGAUCUAGGAGUGGACGAGCAACAGAUAGUCGUAUUCGUAUCUCUUCUUUUCGAUGUGACCAACUGUAAGGUCGUCGCCGUACAACACCAGUAUGUCCGACCACAGCCAACAGAACUCUCAGAAACCGUCCUUACUGAAGAAUGUAAACUCGAGACAGGAUUAGAUGAGGAUGUCAUAAAGAAUUCUCAGCCCCUCGAACACGUCCUCGAUGAGUUCGAAAGAUUUCUCUCAGCAAAAGGAGUACACCCCGAGAACGGUGGCAAAUCGUUUUGCCUAUUGACUGAUGGCCAGUCACAUCUACGUCAGUGUCUUCAUCCAGAGGCCAGUAAUAAAAAUGUUUCCAUACCCAGCUACUUUAACAAAUUCUUUGAUCUGAGGAAACAGUUCAGGAAGUUUUACAAAACGGACAAUAUACACAACAUCAAAUCUAUGAUAGAUUAUUUAGGAUUACAAGAAGAUCAUUCUGUGGAAUAUGGUGUCCGUCAGGUUCAGGAAAUGGCCUGCAUAGUGCAACGACUCAUCAAUGAUGGUCAUUCAUUUGUGGACCCGGACAUAAUUAAUGAGAGACUGGAACCAGGGAUUUGCUCUAAGUCUGAUAUUGUUGACGACAAUUCUGUUGUACGAGCACGUGGUUUGCCAUGGCAGUCAUCAGACCAAGAUAUUGCACGGUUCUUCAAAGGACUCAAUAUAGCCAAGGGAGGUGUGGCCCUUUGUCUCAGCCCCCAGGGCAGAAGGAAUGGAGAAGCCCUAGUCAGAUUCCAGGAUGGAGAACACAGAGACCUAGCCUUGAAAAGACACAAACACCAUAUAGGACAGCGAUACAUCGAGGUGUACAAGGCGUCAGGCAAGGACUUCGUGGACGUAGCAGGAGGAAGUAAUACUGAGGCGCAAGCAUUCCUUUCUCGUGGUGGACAAGUCAUCAUACGCAUGCGCGGACUUCCGUUCACAUCAACUUCACAGCAAGUGCUAGAAUUCUUUGCAAGAGAACCCAACCCGUGCACAGUUUUGGAUGGCGAGGAAGGAAUCCUGUUCGUUCACUACCCGGAUGGAAGAUCCACUGGAGAUGCCUUUGUACUCCUGGCCUCCGAAGACGAGGCUUGCAAUGCCCUUAAAAAGCACAGAGAGAUAAUGGGAACUCGCUACAUAGAACUAUUUAAAAGCACGACGGCUGAAGUACAGCAGGUUCUGAACCGCAGCAUGGACCCCCGCAAUCCAGAACCCCUUGAGACGCAGUUACCUCCUCUGAUUGCACAAAUUCCUCAGCAGGCGGCGCUGCCUUACAUUCCACAGAAUCUCAUCACGAGUGGCACAAAGAGAGAUUGUGUGCGUCUGCGCAAUCUGCCAAGUGUUGCCCAAGUGACAGAUAUUUUGAAUUUUCUGGGAGAAUUUUCACAGUUUAUCGUCUACCAGGGAGUCCAUAUGGUUUAUACUGCACAAGGCGAACCUUCUGGAGAAGCCUUCAUUCAGAUGGACUCUGAGGAGGCUGCGCAGCUGACAACGCUGAACAGAUACAAAAAGGCGAUGAUUUUUGGUCAGAAGAAGAGAGUUAUUGACGUGAUUCAGUGCUCUGGUGAAGACAUGAAUCUGGUACUUACUAGUGGUAUCAGUAGUUUUCCACCAGCUAUUCAACAGGCCGCCAUACCCCAACAACCACACACCCAGCUCGUUCAACGUCAGCUUAUAUCGCCAGCCUUACAUCCUGCCCCAACCAUGAUUCCGACAUCGGCGUUAUCUGCACUAACGACACCUACGCUGCCAUAUGCUCACUUGCCACAGCCCUUUCCGGCGGCCUUUCCACCAGCGACAAUGACACCAAUGCCACCACGGCCGGCGUAUUACCCGCCAAUAAUUUACUGGUACCCUAGUCCUCCUAUCUCUCCACAGACUAUAGUUUCACACACAGGGCCUUGUCCUGUCGUCUUGCGAGGCCUCCCUUUUAACACCUCCAUGCAAGAUUUAAUGACCUUCUUCAAUGGCUUUCCAGAGGUAACUCCUGAAAGCAUACAACUUCAGGCCCUACCAGACGGCAGACCUAGCGGGGAGGCUGUUGUGACAUUUAUGACACGUAAUGAAGCUGAACGUGCAAUAAUUCAACUAAAUAAACAAACCAUUGGAAACUGUGUUAUUGACCUGUUUCUCGUGUGAUAGCCAGUGCAUUCGGACAUUACAUGAAGACAUGGAUGAUUUUAGAUGUUUCAAGCAUAUUCAUUUUUUGUGUCAUCUCGUGAUUAGAGUGAGGUUGAAUAUGACAUUGUCGUGUGGGUGUGUGUGAAUAUGUAAAUAUAUAUUAUGUAUGAAUGUGUUUAUACUGUGAUGAGAAAAGAUACCAUUCUAUUUGGAAUCGUAUGAUAUUCCACUAGCCAAACAGCUCAAGCGAGUCAAUAUCUUGCCAUGUCUCACAAACUUGGUCCAAAUGUAUCAGCCUUCCGAAAUGUUUUUUAACACAAACAACAAUGCAAAUUCAGUAAUUGUUAAACGAAGCGAUAUUAUAUUUUGUCUUAAAUUAUUUAAUGAGUACACGUAUUUGAUACGGAAUGGUGCCUUGGAUGUUUAGAUGAAAAAUAUAUUUUUAAAAAGUACAGAUAUACCUUCUCAGGACGAUUGUUUCCAAUGAAUUAACAGGCAUUUUGUGUCAAGGUUGAGUACAAGAGUGGCAAUGUAUGUAGACUGAGCCGGUAGAAUUUAGAAUUGUAGUUUUUAACAUUCGUUAGUAGAACUUUUAGGAAGCAUCUAUAAGUGCCUUGCUUAUCUCUUUGAUCUGAAAUUGAGAAGCUUCAUAUUUCGAGUUAUUUUAUUUCAGAUAACUAGUUGUACAUAUCAUCAUUCCAUGACUUAUAACUUUUUAUGUAAUAUUUGUUUAAAUUUUAUUGUUGUUUUAGCGCUCGAUAGUAAGACAUUUUUGUGUCGUUGUUAUUUUUGUGAAUUUAUAUGCGUUACAUUUUUUCCUGUUUUUUUUAUGUACAGAUGUUUUUUUCCAGUAUACUUUCUAAGUAUAUACACAUUUGAUGGUUCGUUUGCCGAAAAUAUUUAAACAGAUAUUAUACAUGUGCAAAGCACUUUCAAUGGAUGCCCUAUGUGUUAGGGUGCCAAAAACGAAAGGAAAUAUAGGAAAAUAUAAUCAAAUGUGAUUUCUAGUCACUAAGUUAAAAUAUGACUUCUACGUCAAUGAAAUAUUAUACGAAUAUACCUACAUAUAUGUAAUGUAGAUCUGAAGAACGCAAUUUGAAGACAAUGUCGCGGUAAAAGAUGUAAAUGAGAUAUAUUUUUGAUUGCUAAUUGUUGUGUGUAAUGCUGAUACCGUGAAGGAUAAGUGCUAGUUUGGAAGCUAGGAUAAACGGAAAACAUGACAACGUGAUUGGCUGGAGAGAAUAUUAAUUAACACGCAGAAUCUCGGUUUUGAAUAAUUGAUAUAUAAUUCGUUGUUCUUGCGCAAAAACCUUAUUUUUUAUGUAGAUUAUUUAUGUUGCAAUAAUUUGAACCAAUCAAAUUCACCUAUUGUGUUUCGUUAGUGAUAAAGUCAUGUCAGGAUAAUCUGUUCAGGAAGAAUACAUAUAUUUCAUGUUUAUAUUAUAAUUAUUAUUGAAUGUUAUAUAUGAUAGAAUCUCGCUUUGGAUGUGAGAGGAAGGUGUCGUAAAUUUCAUUAAUGUUUAUAUUAUCUGUACAUAACAUUUGUAUUGUUUUAUAGCAUGUAUAGUUAAUUGUUACAAUAUGCAAAUGAUGCGACAUUAGAACGGCCUUCGAUUUACAUUCCCAGUUUGUGUAAAUACCAGCCUAUAACAAGCUACAUUUCCACAGUAAUGCCUGUACCUUGUGCAAUAAUGUAUAUAUAAGCACGUGACUUAAUACUACAUCAGAAGCUCGGAUAAUUGAAAUAGUGUUUAUACUUGUCUAAAAUUUGUAAUUGCAUAUUCUUUAAACGAAAAAUAAAAAAACAAGUACCUGUACAAACUUAUGAGUGUAUUUCUGAGAACUUCUUUAUAAAUCCUAUAAAACCUAACCUUACGGUUUUAUUGGAAUAAUAUUUGAAAAAAGAAACAAAUAAUAGACAUUACCAUUUACUAAUCGUGUUCUGGAAAACCCAACUGGUGAUUGGCUGCUGGAGUGGUUUUAUGUCACGUGGUUUGUUUGAUCCAGGGAAACUUAGUGGAAUCGCUGUGUGUAAAUUGUGACACUAACAAUGUUGUGGUACAACGGUUGGCGGUUUGGCAUGCUGAUGUGUUUGUUGUGCACAUAUGUAUUUAGGGUUCCAUUAAGGGAAUAUUUCGCAUAAUUAAGCGAAAAUUAAUGUUUUUAAAUUUACAGUUUGGUACUAACAGACUGCAAUGAUUUAUCGCUAAUUAUUUGAAAUUUAGAAAACAAUGCAUAAAGCAUGUAAUUAUUACAUUACCUUAUGCUACUAUCCCUUAAUGGAACCUACGUGUUUACGUUGAAUAGUUUGUGACGGGAUAAUGAGAAAAAAAGACUAUUAACAAAAUCAUUCCGAUUUUACAUAUAAAGGGUAUCUUUUCACUUUUAUUUUCAGAAUUUCAUCUACGCAUAUGAUAUAAAAUAAUUUAUGUUGUAAUAUCAUGUUUAUAUUGUUGAUAAAUGAUGUAGAUACUUAUAUUAUCAUAUAUAUAUAUAUAAAUACAUACUAGCAUAUAGCUUUAGAGAUUUACAUAUAAAAUGGCAAUAAACAAUCUAGUUUGCAUAUUGGUGGUGGUUGCCGGGUUUUGGUGAUUGGUGAAGGCUUCAGCUUUGUUUUCUUAGAAAACUGCGCAUCACACGGUCAGUAUAACAUAAUCAUUCGUGUUCAUGAAGUUACGCAUAUAUUGCUUGCGUCACUGAAUUUGCAUAUCAAUAACUGGAUCAGUCUUGCUCUGACGAUUGUAGGGUUUGGGACUAAUAUUUUCAAUUUUUUAUUACUUAGAAAUUUUACCUAGCGGUUUGGGUAACAAAUAUAUUUUCCUUUUGAGAUAAUCUGUGAUAGCAUUAUUUAAUUUACCUUUUACCAUUGUUUUCUGAGAAAUUUUAUUUUUAACUUUUAAUUUUAUUCCUAGACCAGCAUUACUUAAGAGAUGAAUACUCUUUUGUUAUGAUCUUUUAUUUGUUUUUUUUUUAUUUAUUGCAAAUUAAAUAUAUAUAUAUAAACAAACCUUUGUGAUGCGCAAUUUUCAAAUUACGUUACUGGAGGACGGACGACUCCACUGUCGCGACGUUCACUCGAGGUGAGGGCUAGACUGAUGAUAUGGAGCUGUCCAUACCGAUAUUCGUGUUCAUCUCAUAAAAUAGUUAAAAUGUGAUCUAGAAUAUAUUUUUGCUUUUACAAGAUGCAAGAUGGUUAAGCUGUUGUGUGCCAUAUAAUUUAUAUUCUAAAACGCCAAAUACUCAUCAUAGACGCAGGACCUGAAGGGCCAUAAUUAGUCAUAUGGCCAAUGAUAAGCCUCCAGAAUCCUACUAUUGACCAGUGCAUUUGUCUCGAUCGGGCUUUCCGGUCAGUCUUGUCAGCCAUAGGCCAUCUUGCUAGGUGGAGUGUCCCUGUGCAAUACAAUCCUUCUGCUGACUGGGAUUCUUCAGGGUCAUUCAGGCGCAUGCUGCUGAUAUAACUAGUCAAAUUGAAAAGAUAGCAUUCCAUUCACAUUUGCAUGUGUUUUAAGUUAUUUAUUCCAACAUAUCACUUUUAAAAAUGUUGCUUUAUUUUUUCUUUCCUGACGUUUAAUCAAGAAAAGACAUAUCCUCGUAUAUUUUAUUACGACUGAAGAUGUUAUUAUUUGACGUUUACGAGCUGUGUUCACUUUUUGUGUUCAGUCAAGGGAAGAGUUUGUUGAUAAUGUAUCUUAGUUAUUUUGAUUAAUAAAUUCUAUUUCAAAGUAUACACUAUAAAAUUA
Pecten maximus is the source of this 6335-nucleotide messenger RNA. Its product is annotated as RNA-binding protein fusilli-like. Bases 412 to 2613 code for a protein of 733 amino acids. NCBI's taxonomy places the organism in Eukaryota, Metazoa, Mollusca, Bivalvia, Pectinida, Pectinidae. The record is from RefSeq and is a predicted model, not a curated record. Gene Ontology annotation, cellular component: ribonucleoprotein complex; nucleoplasm. Gene Ontology annotation, molecular function: 3'-5'-RNA exonuclease activity; mRNA binding. Gene Ontology annotation, biological process: regulation of RNA splicing. The transcript is spliced from 13 exons.